CAAGAGUACAAUACAAUUUACAACUUCACAAGUCAAACGACAAAUCAUGAAAUCAAUGUUCAAAAUAUAAAUCUAAAUUAUUUCAGCACUAAAUAAACGGUUCCAAAACUUCGUUAAAAUGGAUCUGUAAAUAUUAAUAUUAAUUUAGUCGUUUAGCGUUAUUAUUAAAAGAUGUUCUCAUAUCGUAUUUCUUUUCAGAUUUUAUUCUUUUUAUUCAAUUUUGCUUUUAAUAAUGGAUUUUAUGUGCCGGGAGUUGCUCCCGUGGAGUUUAAAAAGGGGCAGAAAAUCGAAGUUAAAGCUGUGAAAAUGACCAGCACACAUACACAAUUACCAUAUGAAUAUUAUUCAUUACCAUUAUGUUUGCCAAGAUUUGGAGCUUUCUUGUAUAAAUCUGAAAAUUUAGGCGAAGUAUUGAGGGGGGAUCGUAUUGUGAAUACACCAUAUGAAGUACACAUGGCAGAAAAUAUUAAAUGUAAACUACUGUGUCAUGAAAAAAAUAAUCCAAUGAACUGGAGUGUGGAAGAAUCAGAAAAAGUAGCAAGCCGCAUAGAACAUGAAUACUAUGUGCAUUUGUUAGUGGAUAAUUUACCUGUAGCAACUAGGAUUAUUAACCGGGAAACAUCUGAAAGAAUUGUUGAACAAGGAUAUAGACUUGGAUUUAUGUCAAAAGGAAAAGCAUAUAUCAAUAACCACUUAAAAUUGCUACUUAAAUACCAUAAGCACAGUCAAGACUCUUAUAGAGUAGUCGGCUUUGAAGUUGAAACAUAUUCUGUCAGCAAAGAUGAUAUCACAUUUGUUGAUGAUUCUUGUCAAUUUGCAAAAGACUCUAAGCCUCAAUUAGUCAAUGAAGAUUCCGGAACAAAGUUGUUUUUUACAUAUUCAGUGGAGUGGGGAGAAUCAGAUAUUCAAUGGGCUUCUAGAUGGGACAUUUAUUUGGGAAUGAAAGAUGUUCAAAUACAUUGGUUCUCUAUAGUAAAUUCCAUAGUAGUAUUGUUCUUCUUAUCAGGAAUAUUAACAAUGAUAAUGGUCCGCACAUUGAGAAGGGAUAUUGCAAAGUACAACUCUGAUGAGUUCAUCGAAGACAUGAUUGAAGAAACUGGUUGGAAGCUUGUUCAUGGUGAUGUUUUUAGGCCUCCGCCAAAAAGAAUGCUUUUUGCGGCUGUGAUUGGAAAUGGAAUCCAAGUAUUUUUAAUGGCCCUUGUAACUAUUUUUAUAGCAAUGCUUGGCAUGCUUUCACCAGCGAGUAGAGGUGCAUUGAUGACUGCAGCUAUAUUUCUCUAUGUUUUUAUGGGUCUCAUUGCUGGCUAUUAUUCUGCUCGCUUAUACAAUACAAUGAAGGGUAAGCAAUGGAAGCAGGCAGCCUUCUUAACUGCCACCCUAUACCCAGCAAUUGUGUUUGGAAAAUGCUUCUUUUUAAACUUCUUCAUAAUGGGCAAACAUUCAAGUGGAGCUGUGCCGUUUUCAACAAUGAUGGCUCUUUUGUGUCUAUGGUUUUGCAUAUCCCUUCCUCUUGUAUAUUUGGGAUAUUAUUUUGGUAUUAGAAAGCAACCAUUCCAGCACCCAGUGCGAACAAAUUUCAUACCAAGAAAAGUUCCUGAACAAGUGUGGUAUAUGAAUGUUUUUAUAUGCAUAUUGAUGGCUGGAAUUCUUCCAUUUGGAGCAGUUUUUAUUGAGCUGUUCUUUAUAUUCAGUGCACUCUGGGAAAAUCAGUUUUAUUAUCUCUUUGGGUUCCUGUUCCUGGUGUUUUGUAUAUUAGUUGUAUCUGUGUCACAGAUAUCCAUUGUCAUGGUCUACUUCCAGUUAUGCGGAGAGGAUUAUCACUGGUGGUGGAAGAGUUUCAUAGUAUCGGGAGGUUCUUCUGUAUACAUUUUAAUAUACUCUAUAUUUUACUUUUUCAAAAAGUUGGAAAUAACAGAGUUUAUACCAACUCUUCUUUAUGUGGGUUACACAGGUCUCAUGGUUUUAACAUUUUGGUUGCUGACGGGAACUAUAGGAUUUUUUGCGGCAUACACAUUUAUUAGAAAAAUUUAUGGAGCUGUAAAAAUAGACUAAAAUUGUUUCCAUAUGAAAGCUGUGAAGAAAACAGAGGCUUACGAAAACGAAUACGUUUUCAGAGGAUCCAGUUCAUAUUAAGUGUUAAAAAUUUGUAAAAACAUUAUAUCACGAAUGAAGAAUAUAAACGUUAGCAUAAUGUGAAUUUUAUGUAAUAAUGUUAUUUUUUUCUCGCCCACCACUACCAAGCACAAUAUGGGCUUGGUGCGGAUAAGUUCAUUAACAAUUUCUAACCGCACGCUGUACACUACAUAAUAUUGUUAUUUAUUAUGUAUAAAUAUAUUCCGUUUACCUAUAGAUACCUUAUAUAAAUAUCUUUAUUGUAUAGUGUUAUAAGAAGUUUAGUUUCUAAAUGGUUUGUUUGUAGCGUGUAAUCUUUGGAAGUACGAUCAUGAAAAUAGAAUAUAAAUUUUCAUUAAUAAAAAGCUAUUCAACCGGCCUACCUUGCGUGACACAACUAAAUUGGAAAUGUCGUUUUUGGUAUAGUUUAUAUACGAUAUGAUGAUAUCUAUUUCACUUACGUCCCAGACAUAGCGGCAUAUAAAUAUACAAUGUCUAACAAUCGAAAAUAUUUUGUCUACAAAUCCUUUACCAUGCCGGCAUUUAUCGAGUUGUUGAUCGAAAUUAUUUGUUAAACAAAAAAAUAAGUUGUCUUAAAUUAUAUGAUAUGCAAUGCUCUUAUAACCAUUUAUAACAUUUAAAACAAAAAAAGGUGUCUGCGAUUCCCACACGAUAGAAGUGAAAC
Zerene cesonia (dogface butterfly) is the source of this 2797-nucleotide messenger RNA. RefSeq names its product transmembrane 9 superfamily member 4 (gene TM9SF4). The coding region runs from base 172 to 2052 and encodes 626 amino acids. Gene Ontology annotation, biological process: protein localization to membrane. The record is from RefSeq and is a predicted model, not a curated record. Lineage: Eukaryota; Metazoa; Arthropoda; Insecta; Lepidoptera; Pieridae. The transcript is spliced from 9 exons. Gene Ontology annotation, cellular component: membrane.